Tremella mesenterica DSM 1558 is the source of this 1980-nucleotide messenger RNA. RefSeq lists its product as uncharacterized. Lineage: Eukaryota; Fungi; Basidiomycota; Tremellomycetes; Tremellales; Tremellaceae. The coding region runs from base 1 to 1980 and encodes 659 amino acids. The transcript is spliced from 5 exons. The record is from RefSeq and is a predicted model, not a curated record.
AUGGCCCCCUCUACUCCCACUCCCAGCCCUUUCGCCGCCAUGGGGAACUUUGGUGGUAUGGUGUCAUCUGCUCUUUCUUUUGGCGACAGAUCUUGCCAAGUCUCCUCCCUCGGCCUCGGCACUCUCUCUCUGGGGGAGCCGUCUGGCGCUGCCUCGCCCCCUCGCUCCGCCUCUCCUUCUGCUGGUUCUCCCUCCCCCGUGUCUGGUUCUCCCGUCCCCGUAACGGGUUCUCCUGGAGGGCCUCCUCCUGCCGCCACUCCUCGCCGUAGGACGCCCGCCUUUCGUCCUGGUGAGUCUCCGUCCUCCUCCGACCAGGACUCGCUCAGUGGGGGCUCGGAGUCGAGUGAUCGACCCGACACCGAAGAAAGUGAGGAUGAUGAUGAUCGGGAGGGUAGGAUCGAUAGUGAGGGUGAAAGCGAGUUAGAAGAAUACCCGGAUGAUGAUGUGGAGGUGAUUAGUGUAGAGGACAACAACGUAGAUAGUCCUGAGCCCGUUCCUGCCCCUCCCCCUGCUCAAAUUGUGGGCCAGAAACGACGCCGUUCCCUCUCCUCUUCUUCUUCUUCCUCUUCUUCUUCCUCUUCCGGGGUUCUCCCCCCCGCCAACGCCAUCGCCGCUGCCGCCGCCGCCCCCAUGAAGUCCGAGCCUGGUCGUUGGGUCGCGGUUGGUGUUGACGAAGCGUGUGAUCGUUGCCGACGUGAGAUUAUCACGUAUAAUCGUCCAAACUGGCCCUGCCUCAAGGCAGUCAGGCCACAUAACAAGGCUCUCCGUUGUGCUUCAUGCACAUCUGGCCCCUGCUCCUUCUGUCCCGUUUCCUCUGCCUGGGACAUCCCGCCCCGUCCCUUCAACGCUUCCCCUUUCCCCCCUCCCCAGACUCCAGCGUCUGUCCCCCGUUCGCGGGUACCGUCUUCGUCUCUCCGGUCGGCUCGCCGAACUUCGCCGUCCUCCCGCUCGUCUCCUCCCUCGCCGUCGCCCUUCGCUCCUGUGGCCGGCCCAUCACGUCUCCCGCCUGCUCCUCCGUCGGCCUCCCGUUGCCCUUCGGCCUCUCGUCCCUCGGUCUCUCGUUCUUCGGUCCCUCGUCCGUCCUCUCCCGUGGCGCCCUCUCCUCCGGCCCAGGGCACCCAAAGUCGUCGUCCUUCUGCUCCUCGGGCUACCCCAGUGGCCGCCCCUGUCACCGCGUCCCCCGCUUCCCAGAAGACUCCAAAGUCUUCUUUAAAGAAAUCAAAAGGGAAAAGGGUGGAGAAAGAGGUCGUCUUUGAAGCUGGUGAUGUGGAAGAUGAAGCUACUCAGCGUGCUGGGCCCUCUGCUCCUCGGUUGUCCUUCGUCCACCCUCGCAUCUCUCUGGAACCUCGUAUCCCAGAGGAUGAAAAGGAAUUUGCUACGUAUCGUUCUCUCGUUCUUGGCCUCACCACUCAGCUUGACGUCGCUCGACGUGAUACAUCUCUCUUGCUCGACUUCUCCACUCGUCAAGCCAACGCCUUGAAUAACCUUACUGCGGCGUUAGUAGAUGUAGUCAACGGUGGGAAUCUGAACGAGGAAGCAAGGACGAGGUUAGCGGACGUCUCUCGCCGAAGCCUUACUGAGAUAGCCGAUGUUCGCCGAAGACUUUACGACACCCCCUUCCUCGUUACUCCCAUGGCGUACGAGCCACCACCGUCCAUUGGCUGGUUAGGCCCCCGGAGUAGUUCUCGAGUCCCUGCUUCUGCUCAGACUGCUCUCGAUCUCCUCAGUCUUCCUUCCGAGUGUCUUAAGACCAUACGUUCCCUGUGGAGGACUCCGAGCAUGCAAGCUGCUCGGGAUGUCCAGGACUUUGGUGAUUUCUUUGGGGCUAUGAAUCGGGCAUGGAAUGCUUCUCUCUCGACUGUUUUCCCCCCUGACAGUCUCGAUCUACCUUCGGCCAUCGGUACUCUCCACACCAAUCUCGCGGGACCGAGUAGCGCGAAGGAGAAAGGAAAAGGAAAGGGUAAGGGUAAGGGCAAGUGA